ACUGAUGACAGUAUCAGUUUGUGGCCUGAAAUUAUAUGCAGGACCCCAAAAAUUGCAAUUUUGAAGUCUCACCCUUUAGGGUGGAUGUACCAUCCAGUAUCUUUUUCCAACUGAGACUCCAGAUUGCUGUUACGUGGGACUUCCCAGCGCUGUUUGAAUCUGGGUGCUAUUUGGUCCCAGUUAGGUGAUGUAUGUGCUAUUACAUUCCUCUAGUGUUUCUUUUUUUUUUUCUUUUAAUGAUUGCAUAUUGAAAGUAAGUUAGAUAAUUCUCUAUUAAAUACUGAAAUUGUUUAUUUUUGUUUAACAAGUAGUUUCUUUUGUUAACAAAUCUUUCAAACCUGAAACAAAAGUUGAAGCUUUUGGCAAAACAGUUGUCUGGAUUAAUGAAUAAAGCACUAGGAUAUUAAAUCUGAUAGAAAGAAAAUAUCGUAUCUUUCCUAUAAGAAUAUAAUUGCUCCAAACUAAUACAGGCAAUUUCAAGAUUAUUAGCUCUUUGGAGUCACCUGCACCUGAGGUUCCCAAACUUAAGAAUUUCAUAAAGAAGUAACAUCUCCCUCAAAAAAACUGUGAUAACCAAAUAAUAUGAUAGCCAAACUCUCAUUUUGAUAAAUAAGGACGUGAAAGAAACAACUUGGACCUCUUGUCAACAUCACUUUUAAAAGAAAUGAAGUCUUAAUAGACGCCCAAAAAAGGUAGGAGGCUCAUGAUUUCUGAAUUAGACUUUCCUUCUCACAAAGAGUCUGCUGACAUCUCUUUACUUACAUUUUCCUAAGGACUAGGGUACACACAAUAACGAGCCAACAUGGGUCCACAGAUCAGUAUGGGAACCAUGGUCCACAUCUUCUCCUCUUCUCCAGCGAACCCAGCAAAAUAAAGCUGUCCUUUAUUAUGCGUCUUUUAUUAUACCCACAGCUAGUUGGAGCCUUUUUUCCCCUCUAAAAUCUCCAUGAUGCCUCAGCUCCAAGUUGAAACAUGCUUUCCCAACAGAGCUGGACUUCUCCCUCCUGGCCAUUCUCUCAGGAGGGGAGCACCUGGGCUCCUCCUGGGUUCACCUGGGUUCAUGCUCUCCAAACUAAAACUAGUGCCACAAGUUUCUGAAGGCCACAGUCUAAUCAGAUCAUGCAGAUCAUUAAAACUCCACCAUAAUUAACCAUCAAUUUAUUAUUGGAGCUCUCAUUUCAACACACAUCUGGGUGGAACUAACUUCAAAUGUGGUACCUAAAACAACAGCAGUUGAGUUCCAAUGAUGAAAGAAGAGGACAAAAUGCUGUUCCUCAUACACAGAGUUGAUGCUACUGGUCCAGGGUCAGCCAGGAAUUUCCAAGUUAUUUUCCUAGAUAAGAGCUUGCCUCAAGCCAUCUGUGGACUCCCUCGCAGCGACAGUAAAACAACUACUACCAUUCUUAUUUGAUAGACAAGGUAACUGAGUAUCAGAAAGUUUGUUCAAUAAUCAACAAAUGCUUACUAAGCACCUCCAGUGUGUAGGCACUGCAUAAGGUACUGUGACUUCACCCAAGGUGAUACACCUGGCAAGGAGCAGAGGCAGCACCCAAAUCCAGGCACCUAAUCUCAAGUCCAUUCCAUUCCACAGCUGCCUCUUAGACUGAGGUCAGUGUUACCACACAAUACAAGACCCCAGAGCUGAAUGGCCAUGGUGGGAACAACCACAGGGCCUAUCUCUUUAGCUUAUUCUUCUACAAGGAAAGUCAAUAGUGAAGAUCAGUAUUUUUAGACAUUCAUUGUCUUUAGGAGUAAAUCAAAAUUGCUACCAGUGCCCCACUACUUAUGGCGCUGUCCAUGUUGUGCAACCCAGAACUGGGUGCUAGGUGCUAACACACUCUCUCUAGACAGGAAAAAAGACAGGAACAUCCCAGUGAAGCACAUGUGAAACCCCGGGGGAGAAACUUGGCAAAGAAGAAACAUGCUUUUCUCCAACAGAUCUCUCUAAAAUUCUAAGAGGUUCCAAGCAAUAGGACCAGGAGCCAAAGAGUGGGAUAUGGAAGUUUCUACUUCUUGGACCAAAGACUGAGAACUCCAGUGGGACUCUCUUAGGUUGCUUGAAGAGUCUGAGACCUAUCCUGAAGCACAACCCUCUGGUGAUGGCAUGGGCCCCAUGCCAGACGUUUUGAAAACAAUGCCUAACAUCCACUCUGGCUGACCAUCCCUGCUAGCCAGCCUACUUCACAGUUGCAUCAGAGAAGGAGCCAGUCAUACAGGAGGCUGCCCAUCUCAAGAAUGCCAAAAUCUUCAUGAAUGGGUCACCCCAUGACUAUAAUCACAGGGAGGUGGGGUGACAGGCAAAGGUCACGUAACUGAGUCCAUGAAAGGCUGGUCCAGAUCAAUGGCUGAUGAGUCAGAACUCAUCAGAAAGUAUAAAACCUCAGAAGCUCCAGUUGUCCUCACACAGCCAGCAUCUCCUCUCCUCACUCAUCCUUCCUGGUGCUUUGGGGCUCCGUUCCUCCUUAGACAAGAUGUCUCACCAGAAAAAGCAGCCCACUCCUCAGCCCCCAGUGGGCUGUGGGAAAACCUCCGGCGGCGGCGGCGGCGGCUGCGGCGGCGUCUUCUACAGCGGCGGCGGCGGUGGCUCCGGUAGCUGCGGCGGCUCCGGGGGCGGCGGCGGCGGCUCGGGUGGAAGUGUCAAGUAUUCUGGAGGCGGCGGCAGCUCCGGCUGCGGCGGCGGCUACUCUGGCGGCGGCGGCGGUGGCUCUGGUGGAAGUGUCAAGUAUUCUGGAGGCGGCGGCAGCUCCGGCUGCGGAGGCUACUCCGGCGGCGGCUCCUCCAGUACCGUCUGCUACUCCAGCGGCGGCGGCGGCGGCUCCGGGGGCGGCUGCUACUCCAGCGGCGGCGGCUCCUCCGGGGGCGGCUGCUACUCCAGCGGCGGCGGCGGCGGCUCCUCCGGCCAGCAGGUCCAGUGCCAGAGCUACGGGGGCGUCUCUAGCGGGGGCGACUCCGGCUGCGGCGGCAUCAUCUCCGGGGGCGGCUCCGGCUGCGGCGGCAUCAUCUCCGGGGGCGGCUCCGGCUGCGGCAUCAUCUCCGGGGGCGGCUCCGGCUGCGGCGGCAUCUCCUCCGGGGGCGGCUCCGGAUACUUCUCGUCCUCUCAGACCUCCCAGACCCCGUGCUUGCCCCAGCAGAGCUACGGAGGGGGCUCAUCCGGCGCCGGCUGCGGCGGCGGUUCCUCCGGGGGCGGCGGCUGCGUUUCCAGCGGUGGCGGCUGCAUUUCCAGCGGUGGGGGCGGCAGUGGAUCCGGCUGCGUGGGAGGCUCCUCCGGGGGCGGCGGCGGCUGCUUCUCUAGCGGUGGGGGCGGCAGUGGUGCCGGAUGCGGCGGCGGCGGCUCCUCCGGGGGUGGUUCCGGGGGUGGCAAGGGUGUCCCAGUCUGCCACCAGACCCAGCAGAAGCAGGCGCCUACCUGGCCAGGCAAGUAAGGCCCCCCUGGACACCACGGAGACGAAGAAGCUGGAGGUGUUCUCCGUGGGCGUCGAUGGGCUUACCGCUCUCAUGAUAUUGCCCUGAGGUUUCUCCGCCCUUCACAUCUGAAUCCGCCAGAAGAAGCCACUGAACAAUAGAGCUGUGUCUGGUUCUGCAGUUUUCCCUCCCUGGUUUCUAUACAACUGCCUCCCAAUCCCAGUACCUUCUCAGUCAAUAAAUUUGCAAUUCAUGAGAA
Molecule: messenger RNA, 3661 nt
Organism: Odocoileus virginianus texanus
Lineage: Eukaryota; Metazoa; Chordata; Mammalia; Artiodactyla; Cervidae
Gene: LORICRIN
Product: loricrin cornified envelope precursor protein
Cellular component (GO): cytoplasm; cornified envelope
Molecular function (GO): structural constituent of skin epidermis
Source: RefSeq, a predicted model, not a curated record